Molecule: messenger RNA, 705 nt
Organism: Oncorhynchus mykiss (rainbow trout)
Lineage: Eukaryota; Metazoa; Chordata; Actinopteri; Salmoniformes; Salmonidae
Product: glutaminase kidney isoform, mitochondrial
Biological process (GO): L-glutamine catabolic process
Molecular function (GO): glutaminase activity; protein binding
Source: RefSeq, a predicted model, not a curated record
AGACAUCAUGACAACAUUGGUAUAUAGAGCAGAGCCAUUUUCUGUAGGAACAGAGCUGACAUGAUUUCUUACAUGUCAGAGUGGCAUAUUUGUUCUACACAAUAUAUUCCUACCUGAACGCUUCACAAUGUUGUGCCCUGCUGAAUGCAGCCCAGUGAUGGUUAAGAGCUGUAGGUCAAGUCUGUCAUCAACCUCCUGUUUGCUGCCUACACCGGAGACGUCUCAGCACUAAGGAGGUCAAAUUUGCUCUUUCCUCCAUGGACAUGGAGCAGAGGGACUAUGACUCCAGGACGGCUUUACAUGUGGCAGCAGCAGAAGGACAUGCAGAGGUGGUGAGCUUCCUCUUGGAGGCGUGCAAAGUGAACCCUGUUCCCAUUGAUAGGUGGGAUAAGAACCCAAUGGAAGAGGUCUUGCAUUUUGGCCAUCACGACAUGGUCACCAUCCUCCAGGACUAUCAAAACAAGUACAACCCACAAGAGGCCCCCAAGAAGGACAAGGAGACAGCAGAGAACAACCUGGGCGGUCUGCUGUAGUGUAGACAUCCAAGCCAGUUGAUGGCGCCACGCUGCUUUUGUAUCCUCUCUAAUAGACUGCUGUUUCUUUGGUGGGAUAAACACUUUUUGGAGUGACUUUUGUCAACUAUGUAUGAUGACUUUAUUUCUGAACUGUGUGUUUGAUUAAAUGUGUUUUACAUUUGUUAUACUC